AUGUGUUCUCUCCUCAAAUCAACUCUGCUCCUUGUCUUCAUUCAAGUUGCCCGUUCAACAUCUUGUGCCUCUACCACAGUAGCUACUGGACCUUGUCCCACGGCAGUUGAUGGAUCAGCAUGCGGUACAACGGCUAUUUGUGCCACAUUCGCCGAUGGGUCUCUUCAAUGCUGUCCUCUUGCUUCUGUUGUAUCGAACACAUCUUCUUCAACUUCAACAACUACAACUCCAGCUUGUGUUGACUUAACGAAUGCUGCGACGGGUGUCUCUGAUUGUGCGGCUCGAGCUGCUAUUGGAUAUUGUACAAGACGCUACUAUGUGACAUUCAUGAAGAAACAAUGCCGCAAAACAUGUGGAUAUUGCACAUCAUCGACAUCCACAAAUUCCACUUGUGUCGAUUUGGUGAACCCAUCAACUGGAGUCUCUGAUUGUACUCGCCUCUCAUAUUUGUGUUCAAGCUCUGCCUAUUACUCUGUGAUGGUUGUUCAAUGCCCUGUCACUUGUGGAUUCUGUUCUGGA
This is a messenger RNA of Mesorhabditis belari, 519 nucleotides long. The record is from the annotation of a GenBank genome assembly. NCBI's taxonomy places the organism in Eukaryota, Metazoa, Nematoda, Chromadorea, Rhabditida, Rhabditidae.